UGCUAUCCCUGCUGGGCAGGGGUCACUCCUGCCUCCUCCCCUGCACACAGGCAAACAGGUGCUCUACUCACUGGGAACGUGCAGCCUUCCUCAGAGCGCCACUGGUUUCACCAGACUGGGCCAUGGGGUGGGGAAGGGUUAGGAGCCAGGCUGAAUAAACCCAUGGUUUAUGUACUGCUGUACUGCUCACGCUGCUCUUGCCCCUGAUUCAAAAGGGAGAAUGGUCAAAGGCACUGCUGCUGUGCUUUGAGAGAAAAUAACCUCUUGAACUUCUGGAGUGUCUUAACAACUUGGGUCAAAUAUUUAUCUUUAGUGACCCCAGUCCGGAGCCUGGGACCUCCCAGGCACUUUUCUUGCUCUGGUUCAGUGUAUGUUUGAGCUCCCUGCUUGUACUGUGUUGCAUUCAGCAAAAGGCUUGAAAUAGUUCCUGGAGCUGUGCAUAGUAUACCUGGCAGAGCAGUGAUUCCACCUGCAUCAUUAAUGUGGCUCAUGGGGUAAAUGUUUCAUGUGGGGAAUAGGGAGAGAAGUGCUGGCAGCCCUAAUCCCCUCAUUCUGGGUUAGGUCAGGAACCAGAAAGCAAGGCCUCCUGCCCUGGGUUUGUGAGAGGCAGUUUUUUUUUUCCUGGAGGCAGGAGAGGAGUGAGAGGAGACUGAAGUCAAUAGGUAAAAUCUGAGACAUUUAACUUUGUCUUACAGAGAGAUCAGACAGUUGCUCCUUGCUUAGGAGAGAUCAAGAGAGCCCUAGUGGGACCCUAUCAGAUCCUCUUUGCUGCCAUUUUGCAGCAGAUUGAUGAAGCUAAUUUAAUCUUUACCCCACAUUACAUUACAAACAUUGCAAGCAGGUUUCUCAUUUUCUGUCUGAAAGUACAUUUCUUGUAGUGAUGGAGGUGGUGCUGCUGUUUAUAACUCUGAGCUAACUGCUUGGCUCUGAGGUCAGAUCCUGCUGACAGCACUGUCGGCUGCUGAGUGCCAUGGGGCUGGGUAACUGCCCCGUGGGUGUAGGUGUUGGACUGCCAGGGAGUGGUGGCUGGGGAGUGGGUGUCUUCACAAGGCACAGAGAGCCUCAGUGCCUGCCUGAUAAGGUGCUUGAAACAACACAGGGAAGAGUUUUGUCUUUCUGGAGGGAGCAGAGAAAGAAGGGCAGCUGCAGAUGAACAGCCAGUACUAGCAGGAAGGAGGAGAGAAAAUCCUGUAACAGGAGCUGAGGGUCUAAGUGGUCAGUCAGGGAACAAUUUACUAGAACAGACUGUUGCUUCCAUUGAGUGAUUUUAGUGUUACUCCAUUGAUUUGACUUGUAACCAGUAUGUACACAAAAUAUUUUCACCAAGGGAUGGUGGGGAUUAUAGAAAGGGAAGGUGCUGCAGAAAGGCCUACUAACAUGCAUUUGCAUAAGUUUUUCCAUUGUAAAUGUUUAUGCAGCCGGCUUUGAAAGCCUUUUGUGACUUGAGAGACAUGGGAUCAGGAAACAGAAACAAUAUAAUGACCAUGAUUUUCUGUACCGGGAGCCAAAGGUUACAUUCUUAAAUCCAUUCUGAGGUAGCUAAUAUGAAUGGCUUGAUUAAAGAAUUGGGGAGCACCCAGCCUUGCCAGCCAAGAGCGGCUGGAUCAGAGGUGCAAAGGGCUGGCAUUAAUUACAGCCUGGGAAACAUCACACAGACUGCUGUCAAACGAUCUGACAUAAGCUUUCAGCUUAUGCUGGCUUGCAGUUAGUUUGUGGAGAGGUGGUGAAUAAAUCUUUCCCUCUGAAUGUCAUCUCCACAAAAUGGGCACCUUUGCUGAAGCUGAAAACUUCCUCACAGACGUAUCAGUUUCAGCUGUGCUAUUGACUGGGAGGUGUUUGAAGUUUGAGCUCUUCAGUUGCUUCGUUUAAAAAAUAGAGAGGCUGGAGACAAAGAAUGGGAGAGUGGGGAAUUGAAAGGCUGACUGCAAAUUGUUUCCACAAAAGAGAAUUCUGUUGCAAAGGAGCGGGUGUCAACUCUGUAUACAUAAGGAAAACGAAAAACAUGAAAUUUGCUCUGAAAAAGAAAUGUCAUAUUCUACAUAGCUCUAAUAUUUACUGGGCAGAUCAAUCAAGAUCCAGCAAAAGCAUUUAUUAUUAUAAUAUUAUAGAAUGAAAUAAUGAUUUCAUUGAAGAGCUGCUUUAGAAAAACAGGGUUUGUAUAAAUAUAGACAAGUAGAGGAGGUGUAUUUGGAGAGCCUUUUAAGAGUGCCUUGCCUCCCUUUCUGAAACUUUGAACAGCAGCAGUUAGAGAGUGAAAGGCUGGGGAGUGCUCCUCCCCCUGUACAGCUGUCCCCUGUUCUGGUCACACUGCCCCAUAAAAGGCAAGAAACAAAGCCCUUUUCCUCCUCCUUUCUCUGUGCCUAAAUCAUUUGAUCUGUCAGUCUAUUGACAAGAAAUGGGGUCUUUUACUCGCCUGGAGGGGAAUGCCUGAAUCCUGAAAUCCAAAAGACCCUGCUUAGUGUUCCCUGCACCUAAACUGGUAUCAUUCCUCCAGGAGAUCUUCUGUUGGCAGUUCCUCCCUGAAUGGCUGCAGGACUAACAACACUUCUAGAGGUAAAACUCAAGGACCAGCUGCAGCUUUGGGACCCCUCUAAGAGGACCCUGCCUGCGAGAUGUCCUUUCCAAUGCCGUGCCUCUCUCACGGUGCACUUGGCACAUGGCAUCAGGCCUAGCACAGCAGCCCUGUUCAGUGCUCCAGAAACUCCCAAUAUGCACAUUAUCACCUGGGCAUAAAAACAUACAGUAGGAGAGGAGUGAGGAAAUGCCUGCCUUGUCACGCUGUUACCACCUCUGGUUGGUUGAGAGGACAGGGAGAUAAGUACUUGGAGGCUGAUGUUUUAUUUACCCUCCACAUGGACAGCCUGAACAAUGGCUGAACAAUUCUGAACUCAACCCAGUUUUUAAGGUGGACUAAGAAUGUGGUGGCAACUGGGACCACAUAACUUGACAGUCAGGAUGCCGAGGACAGGAAGACUAAGAGUAAAAAUGGAGUAAGAAUCCUGGUCUUCUCCAUCCACAUGCACUAAAUUAGGGGACUGGCAAGGAGGAUUCCUCCUUUGAUCCUAGGAGUGUUUCUCCCUUCUCCUGUCUCACCCAACUACCUUUCUUUCAUUGUUCUUAUGCUGAUCUUACUGGUCCUCAGCCUAAACCUUUUUACAAGCAUUAUGAGAGCAGCCUUGAACUGUCUGUGUGAUGGGCCACUUUCUGUGAAGGCCACAUGAGAGUCCUCCUGUUGAGCAGAAGCCAUUGGGCUACUUCAUUUAUCAGUUUCAUAAUCUCCACACACACAAAUUGUCUCUGCUGCAUGAAUAAUUCUGCUUAGCUCUAUUUGAAUAUCAGCAGGAGUAAAUGGUGUAAGAGAGCUGCAUUGACACAUAAAAACAAACCCGUGCCCUUCCUUGGCUCAUAUCCUCACCUGGCACUGAUUGCCCUGUAUUGGUGGAAUUAGCAGUGCUGUAGCUAUCCUACAGUAGAGGAUCAUGUCUGUGACUUCCAGCUCUGUACCAGAUGUAUGAAUAAAUAGAUGCCUGUGAAAUGAGCUCUAAAAACAGCUUGAAUUCUUCUAUGUCCUUUGCAUUAAUGCUAUCAAAACACACAUGUUCAUGUGGAUACAUGUCCUCCAGACAUCUUAGAAAAACUCAGCUAUGAUCUAGGAGGAAUUUAUUUUCAUUUCCAAUGUGUCUUUGUGACUCCUUGUAUAAGGCUGCCUGAAAUCCUGGCAAUCUCCUCUCUCCUGCAUGGAAUGAUUCUGAAAGGCGUAUGAUGAAUAGAUUCACAUCACAACUCUAGGAGAGAUUAGGAUGUUUAUUGAUUUGCCUCAUCUCCCCAGCUGGGGGGAUGACCUCAGUCCACAUUUUGUGACAACCAAGGAAGAUCUGAGUGUGGAUUCUGUUCUUUCUUUUGAGAAGGAAGGGGUUGAAUCUGCACCUUUUGGUGGCUCAAAGCGAUAUUGUAUCUUUUAAGUUCUUUGCAGAUAACUUAGAAGAUUUGAUCAAUCUUUUGUUGUGAAAAAGGUAAAAAUAUAUUGUCUAGUCAAUACUUUUUGGGUGAACCACACAAAGCUCAGCAGCUGCUGAGGGAGGUUAAGCUUACAGUGCUGUUCAGGCUUCUCUUGGGCUCCUAUGCAUUGAUGUGACCCUCCACUGAACACAAGACUCCUUCAUCCCCCCUUAAAUAAGAAUCUAAUUGAAUUUAACUGGGACAAAGUAUUUGUUGUGGGUGCCCUACAGAUGCACAUGUACAGUGUGCAUCCACACCAGGAUGGUGAGAUGGGUUUUCAUUUAAACUGUUUAAGAUUUGUGGAUAGAAAUGUGCCUGGCAAUCAGAUGUUGUACUGUGAUUUAGCUGAAAUACAUUAUUUGCUUUUUCCAAUACAAAUCAAUGCUCUAGCCCUUCAGUUUACUCAUUUAUUGCUGGUUUUGGCCCUUUGUUUUUCGAAUUUCUGCUUUUUCAUUUCUUCCUGAGACGCCUGCUCUAUUGACAGCUAGAGCCACUUGGUGCUUUCUCUCUUUCCGGCCAGAAGAAGAGUGGAAAGACGCCCUCUGAGCUAAUGCUGAUAUCACUUUCUGCAGUGACAUCUGCAAGCAGAUGUUCCUGUUUCAGUGACCAGGAACAGCUCAGGUACCGGAACUGCGUUUAUACAUACCGAAUUCUGCCUGACAAAGAAAAUAAACUAAUUGUCCAGGCAUCAGAAGGUGUUCCUGUGAAGUAUUUUCAGAACCUGGAGGAACUGAUAGAGUAUUACAAGAAGGAGAACAUGGGCCUGGUAUGGCACCUCAAAUAUCCAGUGCCGCGGGAAGAGGAGGAGGCUGCUGAUGAACUGGAGGAGGACACUGACCUGGUACCCACACCUCCUGUCCUGCCCCCACGCAACAUCCUGAUGGCACUGCCGAGCAGUGAGACAAAGGAGGCCUCUUCUCUCCCCGAAAACCCACGGGUGGCAGACGUGAAUAAACUGUCCCUUUCUGAGACACUACUCCAGCGACUGCAGUACCAGGACACCAGCAGUGUCUCUGACGAGCAUCUGAAACUCAUCCAGGAUUACCUGCGAGUUCACAUCAUCAGUGACUUUGAGAUGGUGCAGACUGGCUCAAGCAAUCUUCCUCAGCUGAAGAAAUUACUUACAGCUCUUUGCAAAGGACUCUUCAGUGAGGCCUCGAGGACUCUCCCAUCUCUGGAGUCCAUCCAGAAGGUGUUUGAGCAGCAGCUGCAUCCUGGUGCCCACCAGCGCUCCCAGAUGCUUGGUGAAGCAAGUCCAGUCAAUAUUGUAUUGAAACUCAACCAGCUGAUUUCUUUGCUGUCAUCUAUUGAAGAAAAGGUGAAAACACUGUUGAUUGAAGGUCCUGAUUCAACACACCGUCGCUCCCUUAUCCCCCCUGUCACUUUUGAGGUGAAAACUGACUCCCUAGGAAUUUUCUCAAAAAUGCAACUCAAAGUGGAUGUGGAAAUGGGAAAACUGAUUAUCAAGAGAUCUAAGGAUGGUCCAGAAGACAAAUUUUAUACCCACAAGAAAAUCUUGCAGCUCAUCAAGUCCCAGAAGGUUCCAAACAAGCUGGUUAUUGUUGUGGAAACAGAAAAAGAAAAAACACAGCGGAAGGAAUAUAUUUUUUCUGAUUCCAAGAAGAGAGAAGGGUUCUGCCAGCUUUUGCAGCAGAUGAAGAAUAAGCACUCGGAACAACCAGAGCCUGAUAUGAUCACCAUUUUCAUUGGCACCUGGAAUAUGGGCGCAGCCCCAGCCCCAAAGAAGAUCACCUCCUGGUUCCUCUCCAAGGGGCAGGGGAGGACCCGUGAUGACACUGCUGACUACAUCCCUCAUGACAUCUAUGUGAUUGGCACCCAGGAGGAUCCCCAGGGGGAGAAGGAAUGGCUGGAGACCCUAAGGCAGUCUCUGCAGGAAAUCACCAGUAUCAGCUUCAAAGUGAUAGCCAUCCAUACCCUCUGGAACAUCAGGAUCGUUGUCCUGGCCAAGCCAGAGCACGAGAACCGCAUCAGCCACAUCUGCACAGCCAACGUGAAGACGGGCAUCGCAAACACGCUGGGUAAUAAAGGAGCAGUGGGGGUGUCAUUCAUGUUUAAUGGAACUUCCUUUGGGUUUGUUAACAGCCAUUUGACUUCAGGAAGUGAAAAGAAACACAGACGCAACCAGAACUACACGAACAUCCUGCGCUUCCUGACCCUGGGAGAUAAGAAACUGAGUCCAUUUAACAUCACUCAUCGCUUUACUCAUCUGUUCUGGCUGGGAGACCUGAACUACCGUGUGGAACAGCCCCCGACGGAAGCAGAGAAUAUUAUCCAGAAGAUCAGGCAGCAGCAGUAUCCGGAGCUGCUGGCUUUCGACCAGCUUCUCCUCGAGAGAAGAGACCAAAAGGUGUUCCUGCAGUUCGAGGAAGAGGAGAUUACUUUUGCUCCAACCUACCGCUUUGAGAGAGGCACCCGGGAGAAGUAUGUUUACACCAAGCAAAAAGCUACAGGGAUGAAGUACAACUUGCCAUCCUGGUGUGAUCGAGUGCUCUGGAAAUCCUACCCCAUGGUGCACGUUGUGUGUCAGUCCUAUGGCUGCACCACUGACAUCAUGACAAGUGACCACAGUCCUGUGUUUGCCACCUUUGAAGUGGGAGUCACCUCACAGUUUGUUUCCAAGAACGACUCCAAAUACACAGAUUCCCAAGGGGAGAUAGAGUUCCUGCACUGCUAUGCUACUCUGAAGACCAAGUCCCAGACCAAGUUCUACAUUGAGUUUCAUUCUAGCUGCUUAGAAAGCUUUGUAAAGAGCCAGGAAGGAGAAAAUGAGGAUGGAAAUGAAGGGGAGCUUGUGGUAAAGUUCGUCGAGGCACUUCCAAAGCUGACUCCAAUUAUUUCAGAUCCAGAAUACCUACUGGAUCAACAUAUCCUGAUCAGCAUUAAGUCGUCAGAUAGUGAUGAAUCUUAUGGGGAAGGCUGCAUUGCCUUGCGAAUAGAAGCAACAGAAUCCUUAGCUCCUAUCCAUACUGUACUCACACACCAUGGAGAGAAAACGGGGGUCUUCCAAGGUGAAAUCAAGUUACAAACGUCACAAGGAAAACAGAGAGAGAAACUGUAUGAUUUUGUCAAGAUUGAACGUGAUGAAAUCACUGGUCAGAAACCAAAGAACAUCAGCAAUUUAGAGCUGAACAAAGACUGGGAUCCAGCUAACAGAAAGUCAAAAUCUACUCAUCUGAUGGCCAGAGAGGCAGCAGCCAUCGCUCGCUACUGGGGGAGUGCAGUCACUUCUCCAGACAGCCUGGGAAAGGAGGAUAUUUUACGGUCCACCCCCACAGACAUCAGCAACCCCAACUACCUGGGCAUGGCUCCCUUCUCUCAGCAGCCCUCUGCAACCUGCCAGCUUAAGCAGAUAUCUUCAUCAGAGCAGGCACCUUCCCACUGGAACUAUGAGCAGCAGUCCAAAGAGAACACCUCCCUAAUGGGGCAGAGUCACUCAUCCUCCACAUCACCCUCCUUGUCACCGCUAUCUCCAAAACCAUCCCUCCAGCCUACAGCAAGCAGAAGCAUUUCUAAUUGGAGUCAAGAGUACCAGCCGCCUGACAUGGGGAAAUCCACAGCAGAGCCUGUGCUGCCGGAGGAGGGGCAGCAAAGGCCAGAGAUGUUUGAGAACCCAUUGUAUGGCUCCAUGGGCUCCAAGGGCAAGGUGGCCCCCAAGAAAGAGCAGGAAUAUCCCAAGGCCUUGCGGAAAGAGCAGCCGCCACUGCCUGAGCAGAUCUGUCAUCUCACAAAGCCACAGGAGCCUGAGUGCAGCAAGACCUCUGGCAAACAGCCAUCCCCACCUUUCCUGGUGCCCACACAGCGAUUCCGGUCCUACACUUCAUCCUGCCAGUUGGAAGAAAAGAAUACGGGGGAAAAGAGUCAAGGCAAACCAAAGAUGACAACACCAUUGGAAAACUCGGCACCGCUCAAAAAACUCGUGAAGCCAUCAAGGCCUGAAGUCAGCAUCCAGGGACAGCAGAACAAGCCACCCCUUCCCUCCAAGAGCCGGGCAGUGCUGGACAUGCAGAACUCCAAGGGCCGCGAUUACCGGGACAGUUCAGAGCUGCCGCACUCCGGGAAGCACCGGCUGGAGGAGGGCCCGGUCGGCAGGACAACGACACCGUGAACAUGACACAGCAGCUGGUGGUACUCUAGGAGGAAUCCUGAUGGGAAGAACAAUGGAGUCUACUGCUUUGUUCACACUGAUGGCCUCUAGUCUGGUUCUAAAAAAGACUGAGGAAUUUUAUUUUUGAGGGUGCAGCCCUCCCUGUGAUUAUGAAAAUGUUCUAGCUGAGAAGCUUAUCCUAUGUUGCUCAGACCAAGAGGGGCCAGGACCACAAUACCAAAUGCAAGUUAUUCUUUUGAGUGUCACUUUGGUACUUCCAUGUAAAGGUGGGUGGCCAAGUUCAUGCAUUAGUAAAUGUUUUGGAAAAGAGGACAGUACGGUACAAGGACUAGGAGAUGAAAAGGGUGCAUUGAAAAAAAACCCUUCCUACAAAAGCAAGGUUUCUAUUUUGUGUUACAGGAUUCCUAUUACAGAGUGAUAUGUAAAAGAAAGCAUCUUAAAAGCGGUACAGCUCCAAAGCAUGUCCUAUCCAUGCAGCAAGGAGGUCAUGGAGGGUGGGGAAAGAGUCUGAAUAGCAGAUAGUGGUGCAGGUCACACACCCUCAGUGGAGCCAGCCUUGCCUGGAGCUCGGGGCUGCAUCCCUGCACCACCCAGGGGACACAGCAAGUGAGGGCCAGCCCAUGGCACUGCACCUCCUUUUCCUUCAAGCAGGCCCUGCUUUGAUAGCCCAGCAAACAGAGGGAAACACCAGAACCACAGGCAGAAACAGGGGAAGGAGAAGGGCCCAUGGGAGCCCAGGAGUAAAACUGCCUGCAGGGGCAGAUAGCAGCACCCCAGCCUGCCUGGCAGCAAGCACUCUGCUUUGGAGGACACUGGCCAGCUGGUUUUGGAGCAUUCUUAAUAGACUAAUGCUGACCUUACUGUACACUUUUGUUCACUGAGAAUGAAUAAUGUUAACAUACUUUUAAUUUCUGUUAUAUUCGUGUUAAGUAUUAAUGCUAUGGUUACUAUUAGAUUAAGCCUGUUGUGACUUAAUCACUGUUAUUGUUUCCAUGUUGAUUACCUUAAAAAUAAUAAAAUAGUCACCUUUCUGGUCA
Messenger RNA from Zonotrichia albicollis (white-throated sparrow), 9162 nucleotides. NCBI's taxonomy places the organism in Eukaryota, Metazoa, Chordata, Aves, Passeriformes, Passerellidae. The record is from RefSeq and is a predicted model, not a curated record.